AUGAAGCCCGUCGUAUCAGCAUUCAAUGCAUGGAGCUGUGUUGUCGUUUCCGCCUUCGCAAUCAUCAUCCUCUCCAUUCUCGGCGCUCUCUUCAAAACCGACCACCACUCGAUGAUGGGCUCUACUAGUAGUCCGGAGGACGGAGGAGCGGUUGCAGCAUCGAUAUUCAUCGCUGUCGCAGUCUACGCUGCCUUCCUGGUGUUCUGCGGUUUUCAAGCUCUACUGCACAUCAGACACAGUCGCAGGGGAACAAUUUCAUUGAAUUGA
Molecule: messenger RNA, 267 nt
Organism: Endocarpon pusillum Z07020
Lineage: Eukaryota; Fungi; Ascomycota; Eurotiomycetes; Verrucariales; Verrucariaceae
Exons: 4
Coding region: 1-267 (88 amino acids)
Source: RefSeq, a predicted model, not a curated record